AUGAAGCGCGCGAGGCCCGACGGCUCGCAGUCCAGUCCGUCCCAGGACGCUGCCGAGCAUCAGCCGAAGAUUUCGAGAAAGAUUCGAGCGUGCCAGGCAUGCCAGAACCGCAAAAUCAAAUGCAACCUGGAGCCCGGCCAGGACCAGUGCGUGCGCUGCGCGCGCCUGGGGCUCAGCUGCAUCGUCAACAAGAGCCUGCAGACGCUGCUCGACGAUGAAAAUGAGUGGAAAAAGACGAUGGAGGCGCAGAUGCACUCGCUGCAGGCCGCCCUGGCCGAGGUGCAAAAGGUGCUCAACCUGCCGCAGUCGUCAGGCGUGCCCCGCGUCCCGAGCGUAUCUCUGGACGGGAGCAGCUUCUCGCAGAGCCCCGACGUCGCCCGCGGCGCCGCCCCCUCGCAGGGCCCCCCGUCCGGCCCGCGGCCCAUCCGCCCGACGGGCAUGACGAGGGAAAACUCGGUCGAGGCCGAGGCGCCGGACCGGGAGGACCAGGCCAUGGUUAACGCGCCCAUGGCGAGCCUCUUUGAGGUGACGAAGCUGCGCAACAUCCGCAACGAGCCGUGGGCGCGCGGCCGACGCCCGUCGAGUCGCUCCCUGCAGCACGACUUUAUCGCCCAGGGCCGCUUCAGCGAGGAAGAGGCCGAGAAGUUGUUUGUCAAGUUUGGCGAGACGCUCAACGCUUACCUCUGGGGCGGCAUCGCGCUGGUCCACGAUACCCUGGCCUCGGCACGCGAGUCAUCGAGCCUGCUGACGGCCGCCAUCCUCGCCGUGACGGCGUUGCACGCCCAGGACGAGGGUCGCGCCUUUGACGUGUGCUACCCCAUCUUCCUGGACCUCGUCAGCCAGGCAAUGUUCGACCGCUACCACACGCUCGACGACGUGCGUGGCCUCGCCAUCGGCGCCUUUUGGCUGUCCGACCUGAGCUGGAAGCUGUCGGGGCUCGCCGUGCGAAUAGCCACGGAGCUCAACUUGCACCAGUUCUCGGCCAAGGCGCUGCGGGACGCGCCCCAGUACAUUGAAGAGGCGCGGCUGUGGUACCUGCUAUACGUCUGCGACCACCACUUUAGCGUCGCGUACGGGCGGCCCUCGGUGUUUACGGAGAAUUCCACCAUCACCUGCCACGAGACGUUCCUCCAGCUGCCGGGCAUCACCGAGUCCGACUUUCGGCUGCACAGCCAGGUGGGCGUGUUCAAGAUCUUGAGCCGCAUAUACCACGCGUUCGGCCCGGACAGGUCGCGCAUGAUUGCGAGCGACGAGUUUGAGAUUCUGCGGCGCUUCGACGUAGACCUGGGGCACUGGCGCAACCAUUGGGAGCCGCGAUUGCGACCCAACAAGUACAUCUCAGAGUACCCAGCCAAGGGGGUCAUUCUUCACUACCACUUUGCCCGGCUGCAGCUCUUUUCCAUCUGCCUGCGCGGCCUCCGGCCCGACGAGCAGUACAGCAUGUCGCCCGAGCGGCGGUACUUUGUAAACCUCGCGAUAUCCAGCGCGUCGGCGGCCCUGGAGCUGGUGCUGCACGACCCCGACAUGCGCAGGGCCGUCAUCGGCGUGCCCCUGUACCUGCUCACCACCAUUGCGUACGCCUGUCUCUUCCUGAUGAAGGCGCAGUCCCAGUGGCGAUCCGCGAGCCUGAACAUCCGCUACGAAGACGUGGUGUCUCUGAUUGAGGGUAUCGUGGCCCUGCUCGAAGAGACGCGACCCUGCGUCCGCCACGUGGCGCACUUUCUAGGCCGCGGGCUCGACGGCAUGCUCCAAAAGUUUAAAGAGCGCAACGCCGCCAGCACCAUCAAGUCACUGUCCCAGGCAGGGCAGCCGACGCCACAGAACUGGGCCGGGGAGCCGAUGAUGCCGGACUGGAACAGCUGGAUGUUUGGCACGGGGAUGCCCAACCAGUUUGGCUUGGAAUCGGACAACUACGGGCUCAACUUUCUCGACGCGCUCAAUUCGCAGAUGCCAGGUUGA
Molecule: messenger RNA, 1959 nt
Organism: Purpureocillium lilacinum
Lineage: Eukaryota; Fungi; Ascomycota; Sordariomycetes; Hypocreales; Ophiocordycipitaceae
Biological process (GO): DNA-templated transcription; regulation of DNA-templated transcription
Cellular component (GO): nucleus
Molecular function (GO): zinc ion binding; transcription cis-regulatory region binding; DNA-binding transcription factor activity, RNA polymerase II-specific
Source: RefSeq, a predicted model, not a curated record